Messenger RNA from Rotaria sp. Silwood2, 4098 nucleotides. The record is from the annotation of a GenBank genome assembly. Lineage: Eukaryota; Metazoa; Rotifera; Eurotatoria; Philodinida; Philodinidae.
AUGGCUAUUGCCAAUCAUCUCGUUGAUAAUAUUGCUGUAUAUCUUGGAUAUAGCAAUCGAACGUUUUCCAGUCCAAUUGAGUGUCCGACGGGUACUGGAUCUGCUCCAUACAUGGUUGCUGUUGAUGACUUCAACAAUGAUUAUCAAUUGGAUAUCGCAGUCGCAAAUUUUGGCAUUAAUAACGUCGGUAUAUUUCUUGGACUUGGAAAUGGAUCUUUCACGAAACACGAAGAACUUUCAACUGGUUCAUCUCGUUCAAUUUCCAUUACUGUAGCUGAUUUCAAUAAUGACAGAUGCGUUGAUAUUGCCACCACCAAUUAUGGAACCCAUAGUAUAAGUAUAUUCUAUGGAUAUGGCAAUGGAAACUUUUCGGAUCCACUUACAUACUCAACGGGCUAUGAUUCGUUUCCAUCCUCAUUAGCCGUUGGAAAUUUUAAUAAUGACAAACAUUUAGACCUUGCCAUCGCUAAUUAUGGCACCAAUAAUGUAGGUGUCUUUCUUGGAAACGCCAACGGUAUUUUUGAAAAUCAAAUAACCUUUUCAACUAACAUUGGCUCUCAUCCAUACUCAAUCAGUGUUGGCGAUUUCAAUCACGACACUCUCGAUGACAUUGCUGUCGCUAAUUAUGGAACUAACAAGAUAGGCGUACUUAUUAGUAAUGGUAACGGAACUUUUGCACACCAAACUACCUAUUUGAUUGAUUCUUCUUCUCCAUAUUCGAUUGGCGUUGUUGAUUUUAACCAGGACAAACAUCUGGACUUAGUCGUUACUAAUAAUGGCACAAAGAACAUAGCUAUACUUUUUGGAUACGAAAACGGUACUUUUGAAAAUCCAAUGAUGUAUUCAACUGGAGCAGCUUCUUCCAUCUCAUUUACCAUAGAGGAUUUCAACAAAGAUAAUUGGGCAGAUAUUGUUGUCGUUAGCAAUGAUUCUGGUUCCAUAGAUAUUCUCCUUGGUUACUACGAGCGCUUUGCAAAUCAAAUGACAUAUUCAUCUGGCUCUUUCCCAUCGUCUGUAGCUGUUGGCGAUUUCAACAACGACACCCGACUAGAUAUCGUUGUCACCAAUUCAGGUAGUAAUAAUGUCAGCAUCUUUCUUGGAUAUGGUAAUGGUUCUUUUGCAAAUCAGAUGUCAUAUCCAACGGGUUCUAAUCCAUACUCUGUAGCUGUUAGUGAUUUGAACAACGAUAAUCGACUCGAUAUUGUUGUUGCCAAUAUGGAUAACAAUGAUGUCAGUGUGCUUCUUGGAUAUGGUAAUAGUUCUUUUGCAAAUCAAAUGAUAUAUUCUACUGGCAACGGUUCAUCGUCUGUAGUUGUUGCUGAUUUCAACAACGACACUCGACUCGAUAUCGUUGUCACCAAUGUACACAGCAAUGAUAUCAGUGUCCUUCUUGGAUAUGGUAAUGGUUCUUUUGCAAAUCAAACGAAAUAUUCAACUGGUUCUUAUCCAUUCUAUGCAGCUGUUAGCGAUUUCAACAAUGAUACUCGGCUGGAUAUCAUUGUUGCUAAUGUGUAUAGCAAUGAUGUCAGUGUCCUUCUCGGAUAUGGUAAUGGUUCUUUUGCAAAUCAGAUGACAUAUUCAACUGGUUCUAAUCCAUACUCUGUAGCUGUUGGCGAUUUGAAUAAUGACACUCGACUCGAUAUUGUGGUCGUUAAUUACGGUAGCAAUGAUGUUACCGUUCUUCUUGGAUAUGGUAAUGGCUCUUUUACAAAUCAAAUGAACUAUCCAACUGGCUCUCGCCCACAAUCUGUAGCGGUUGGUGAUUUCAACAACGAUACCCGACUGGAUAUCGUUGUCGCCAAUUACGGUAGCAACGAUGUUACCGUUCUUCUUGGAUAUGGUAAUGGCUCUUUUGGAAAACAUAUGAUCUAUUCAGCUGGCUCUGGUUCAGGGUCUCUAGCUGUUGGCGAUUUCAACAACAACAGCCGACUCGAUAUCGUUGUUGCCAACUACUAUAGCAAUAAUAUAAGUGUAUUGCUUCAACAUAAUAGAGUAAUUCUGGUAAACGAAACGACAUUAGCAUCUGGUGGUGGCGCUCGUCUGCGAUAUGUUGCUGUCGGCGAUGUGAAUAAUGAUACUCAAUUGGAUAUCGUCGUUGCUAAUUACGGCACUAAUACUGUAGGUGUCCUUCUUGGAUAUGGAAAUGGUACUUUCAUAAACCAAAUGAUGCUCAGUACUGGCUCAAAUUCCCAUCCAGCAUUUAUUGUCAUCGGUGAUUAUAAUGGUGAUACUCAAUUGGAUAUUGCUGCUGGCAAUUCUGGUUCGAAGAAUGUAGAUAUACUGCUUGGAAAUGGACAGGGAACAUUUACUAUUCAAACAAGUAAUGGAAUCCGUUUCAUAUCCACUCCGUCUAUUGCUACUUCUGGUGAUUUCAAUAAUGACGAACAAUCGGAGAUUGUUGUUGCAUAUGAUGACAGUGAUACUGUAGAUGUCCUUGUUGCAUACAACGUUGGAUCUUUUACUAAUCAAAUGAAGUAUUCAACUGACUAUGGCCCAUACUCUGUAGCUAUUGCUGAUUUCAACAAUGACACUCGACUGGAUAUUGUUGUCGUCAAUUCUGGUAGCAACGAUGUCAGUGUCCUUCUUGGUUAUGGUAAUGGUUCUUUUGCGAAUCAAAUGACCUAUUCAACUGGAUCUUAUCCAACAUCUGUAGCUAUUGUUGAUUUGAAUAAUGACACUCGACUGGAUAUCGUUGUCGCCAAUUACGGUAGUAAUGAUGUGAGCAUCCUUCUUGGACAUGGUAAUGGCUCUUUUGCAAAUAAACUGACAUAUUCAGCAGGUUCUUAUCCAUUCUCUGUAGCUGUUGGAGAUUUCAACAACGAUACUAGAGUGGAUAUCGUUGUCGCCAACUCGUACGGCAAUGAUGUGAGUGUAUUUCUUGGAUAUGGUAAUGGCGCUUUUACCAAUCAAAUUAAAUACGCAACUGGUUCUUCUCCAUCGUCUGUAGUUGUUGCUGACUUCAAUAAUGACACUCGAUUGGACAUUGUUACUGCCAAUUGGGAUAGUAAUGAUGCUAGUAUCCUUCUUGGAUAUGGUAAUGGUUCGUUUGCAAAUCAAAUGACAUAUGCAACUGGUUCUAAUCCAUACUCCGUCGCUGUUGGUGAUUUCAACAACGACACCCGACUAGAUAUCAUCAUCGUCAAUUACGGUAGCAGUGAUGUCAGUGUUCUUCUCGGAUAUGGUAAUGGCUCUGUUACAAAUCAAACGACAUAUUCAACGGGAUCUGGUUCUGAUCCAUCAUCUGUAGUUGUUGGUGAUUUCAACAACGACACUCUACUCGAUAUUGUUGUCGUCAAUUACGGUACCAAUGAUGUCUCUAUCUUUCUUGGAUUUGGCAAUGGUUCUUUUAGGAAUCAGAUGACAUAUUCAACUGGCGCGUCUCCAUCGUCUGUAGCUAUUGAUGAUUUCAAUAACGACAGUCAACUGGAUAUCGUUGUUGCCAAUUAUGGUAGCAAUGAUAUAAGUCUACUUCUUGGCCAUUCCAAUACAGUUUUCAUAAACGAAAUGACACUAAUAACUGGUAAUGGUUGCCGACCACGAUCAUUUGCCGUUGGUGAUUUUAACAAUGAUGAUCGAAUGGACAUCGCCAUUGCCAAUUCGGGUACACACAAUAUUGGUAUUUUGCUUGGAUACGGUAAUAUCUCGUUUACAAAUCAAGUGACAUAUUCAACUGGUCCGUCUUCGUCUCCAUACUCUAUAGCUGUUUGUGACUUCAACAACGAUAGUCGACUUGAUAUCGUCGUCGCUAAUUAUGGCUCUGAUAACGUGGGUAUUUUUCUCGGGUAUGGCAAUGGCUCUUUUACAAAUCAAACGACAUAUUCAUCGGGCUCUAAUUCUGAUCCAUAUUCUGUAGCUGUUGAUGAUUUUAACAACGAUACCAUACCAGACAUUGUUGUCGCUAAUCAUGGUACCAAUAAUCUUGGUGUAUUUCUUGGAUAUGGUAACGGGACAUUUACCAGUUUUAUUUCAUUUUCGUUGGACUACGGGUCCAAUCCAUUCUUCGUUGUCACGGGUGAUUUCAACAAUGACAGAAAGGUGGAUUUGGCCGUUGCAAAUGAUGGCACUGACAGUUUAAAUAUUCUCUUACAGUCUUGUUAA